Messenger RNA from Gracilinanus agilis (Agile Gracile Mouse Opossum), 2244 nucleotides. It is a transcript of the gene DEDD, whose product is annotated as death effector domain containing. The record is from RefSeq and is a predicted model, not a curated record. The transcript has 4 exons. NCBI's taxonomy places the organism in Eukaryota, Metazoa, Chordata, Mammalia, Didelphimorphia, Didelphidae. Gene Ontology annotation, molecular function: protein binding; DNA binding. Gene Ontology annotation, cellular component: nucleolus. Gene Ontology annotation, biological process: regulation of apoptotic process; extrinsic apoptotic signaling pathway via death domain receptors; apoptotic process. The coding region runs from base 494 to 1450 and encodes 318 amino acids.
AUUUGCCUAAUAUAUAAAAUGGGAUUAGACAUGAUGACUUCUAAGAUUUCUUCUGUAACUAAGUUUCUGUGACUCCUUAUAUCUGGUGCAGCUUUCUUUUUAUAAAGGAGGGGACUGGGAAUAUCUUAGGUGUUAGAGCCAAGACCCUGAUUUUUCCCAUCUUUGUGAACUGGUAAGAGAACAGGCAUUUUUAUGGUAGGAGAUGCAGUGGGAGCUGAAAAGUGUCUGGGAUGUGGGUUGGGGAAUGACUAAGGUAAUACUUGACAGUAUCUCUUCUAAAGACAGGGCAUUAAAAAUGGUCAGAAAAUGUCAGCUUGGGGGAAGGUAAACUAUUUCCUUAUCCCUGAAUAGAUUUCAAAGCCAGGGUAACUGUUCCUGGUAAGGAUGGAACCAAACUCUAAUUCACCAGUGUUCCCCUUAUUCUUACAGCACAGUGGAGAUCGUAGCAAGUGAGCAAGGGCUCUGGAGAGCAGUGAGCACCUGAGUCCCUAGCAUGGCGGGACUAAAGCGUCGGGCUAGCCAGGUGUGGCCCGAGGAACGGGGAGAGCAGGAACAUGGAUUGUACAGUCUACACCGAAUGUUUGACAUUGUGGGCACCCACCUGACGCACAGAGAUGUGCGUGUCCUCUCCUUCCUUUUUGUUGAUGUAAUCGACGACCAUGAGCGUGGCCUCAUUCGAAGUGGACGAGAUUUCUUGUUGGCACUGGAGCGCCAGGGCCGAUGUGAUGAAAGUAACUUUCGACAGGUGCUGCAGCUGCUACGAAUCAUCACCCGACAUGACCUGCUGCCCUAUGUCACACUCAAGAGGAGGCGGGCUGUGUGCCCAGACCUUGUAGACAAAUACCUGGAGGAAACGUCAAUCCGUUACGUGACCCCCAGAGCCCACAGUAACCCAGAGCCGGGACCUCCCCAAACCCCUAAAUCAGUGCCUCCCCACUAUCCUGUGGUGUGCUGCCCCAAUGCUGGCCAACAGAUGUGCAUCAAACGGCCAAUCAGAGGGAGAGCCACACUUGUAAGUCAGCGGAAGCGCCGGAAGUCUGUGACACCAGACCCCAAGGAGAAACAGACCUGUGACAUCAGGCUUCGGGUGAGGGCUGAGUACUGCCAGCAUGAGACGGCUCUGCAGGGCAAUGUCUUCUCAAAUAAGCAGGACCCACUUGAACGCCAGUUUGAGCGUUUCAACCAGGCCAACACCAUCCUCAAAUCCCGGGACCUGGGUUCCAUCAUCUGUGACAUCAAGUUCUCUGAGCUCACCUACCUCGAUGCCUUCUGGCGCGACUACAUCAAUGGCUCCCUCCUAGAAGCGCUCAAAGGCGUCUUCAUCACAGACUCACUUAAACAGGCCGUGGGCCAUGAGGCUAUCAAGCUGCUGGUGAAUGUGGAUGAGGAGGACUAUGAGCUGGGCCGACAGAAACUCCUGAGGAACUUGAUGCUGCAGGCACUGCCCUGACCCUCCUCUCAUCUUUCACAAAUCUUGGGGCUCAGCACCCACCUCUGGAGUUCACACACUGUUUGGGGUUUUCUCCAUACCCCUCCUGUCACCUCCCCCUCCCCUCUUUUUUAAAGGAAAAGACAAAAAAAGUGGAAGUGGUAUCUCCCUGUCCCCUCCCCCACCCACUGACUUCCACAAGCAGCCUGGGAGUCCAACCUGGGCCAGAAGGAAGCAGCAGCCUUGUCUUGGAGUACUCUUUAGAACUGCUGCUGAAGUGGUUUGGGGAGUCAAUAGGAGGUUCUCUCAAUUGCCCUCAGGCUUUAUGAGGGCUAGUUUUGUUUUGUUUUGUCUGAGAAACCAAAGGGCUGUGGUAUAGGAGCUUGUUGGAGAGAGGUAAGAGAUAGGGUUAUAUUAUGGAGAUUUACCACCACAUUCCCUCCACCCUGCUGAAAUUAUAAAGAACAAAUUGAACAACACUUUUAAAGGUUUGGCCUCACCUCCUCACUUGCUCACUCCUGGCCCCUGGUGCUUCCUCUCUCUCUCCCCUAUCUCCCCGGGACACAGGUUGUGGAUCCAUUUCCCAGUCUGGGUCCUUCAUCUACCCUUUGUCAGCUCCUCCUCUAGGGAGUAGUGAGAAGGGAGAACUGGGACAGCCCGAGAACCCCUCAGAUGUGCACUUUUGUGCACAAGUGCCUGUAAUGUAUGCAGGAUGGGGGGGAAGGGUUGCUGGUAGCACACAUUUCCUGAGAAAGGGGUGUGUGUGGCAUUUUUCCUUCCAUGUUCAAGUGAAAAUAAAUGUAUCCUGCAGCCCA